AUGCCCCGUGAUCGUCUUAACGAGAUGAAGUCUCCCGAUGACGCACAACCAGAAAUGGCUGAAAAGAAACCCGAAAAGUCGCCAAAGAAAUCCAAGGUUGCGAACGAUGUGCCGGCUGCUGGACCCGACAUUAUGGCUGGAUUUUUCGACGAGGUGUCGGGAAUCAAAGACGCCAUUCAAGGAAUCAAGCUGAAUGUAGAUUCGAUCAAACAGUUGCAUCAGAAGGCUUUGAAUGUUAUAUUGGAGGAGCAGAGUGCAGAAAAUGGACGAGAGAUGGACAAGCUGAUUGCAAUCACCAAUAAGGCUGCCGGUGAAGUCAGAAACAGAAUCAAAAACAUGGAGCAACAAAACAAGAAACUCGCCAAACAAUACGAAGGUUCCAGUGAUGUCAGUAUUCGAGUCAGUCAGCACGCAAACCUAACAAAGAAAUUCCUGGACAUUAUGACUGACUACAAGAACCUGCAAAAAGAGUACCAGGAAAAGUACAAGGCUCGUUUGCAACGACAGUUUUUAAUUGUAAAACCAAACGCAACAACCGACGAAGUUGACAAGAUGCUCUCUGGUGAAACUGGACCUAUAUUUGCUCAACAGAUUCUCGAAACAGGCCAAAAAGCCCAAGCCCGCCAAGCACUAGCCGAAAUCCAAGAGCGUCAUCAGGAUAUCGUUCGUAUUGAGAAGUCUAUCCUCGAACUCCAACAACUAUUCGCAGACAUGGCCGUCCUCGUCGCUGCCCAAGGCGAGCAGAUUGAUCAAAUCGAGAUCCAUGUAUCGAAUGCGGUUGAUACGACAGAGAAGGGUGUUCAGGCGCUUCAUAAGGCCGUUAAAGAUCAGAAGAAGAGUAGAAGGAAAAUGUGUAUGAUCAUGGCAUGUAUUAUAAUUGUGGUGGUUGUUGUCGUGCUAGGAACGACAUUGACAAAGCAUUAG
Synchytrium microbalum is the source of this 924-nucleotide messenger RNA. RefSeq lists its product as uncharacterized. Gene Ontology annotation, biological process: exocytosis; intracellular protein transport; vesicle fusion. NCBI's taxonomy places the organism in Eukaryota, Fungi, Chytridiomycota, Chytridiomycetes, Synchytriales, Synchytriaceae. Gene Ontology annotation, molecular function: SNARE binding; SNAP receptor activity. The coding region runs from base 1 to 924 and encodes 307 amino acids. Gene Ontology annotation, cellular component: endomembrane system; plasma membrane; SNARE complex. The transcript is spliced from 10 exons. The record is from RefSeq and is a predicted model, not a curated record.